Molecule: messenger RNA, 751 nt
Organism: Cyprinodon tularosa
Lineage: Eukaryota; Metazoa; Chordata; Actinopteri; Cyprinodontiformes; Cyprinodontidae
Gene: commd3
Product: COMM domain containing 3
Exons: 8
Coding region: 39-620 (193 amino acids)
Biological process (GO): sodium ion transport
Source: RefSeq, a predicted model, not a curated record
GGAUCAGCUGAUGCGUCACGUGGCGCCCUUUUUGCAAGAUGGAGUUGAGCGAGUCGGUGCAGAGGGGGCUGCAGCUCCUGGCCGAUCCGUCCGUCGUGGAUCCCGGCAGUUUCCAGGUGCUGCUGGAUGUCUCCUUCCGGGGUCUGCUCGCGUCUCGGGCCGACCCCGCGAUCCUCGAUCAGCCCGAACUGAAGCACAUCGACAGGAUCCAAGUGAAGCAGAUCCACGCAGCGCUGGCCACGUUCAUCCUGGAGGCGGUCAAACACAACGCCGACAAGUCCUCCAUAAGCUCCUGCCUUGAGGAGCUCACAUUCAGCCCAGAAAGAUUAGAACUAUUCUUCACCACCCAUCAGAAACAUAAAAAAGAGGUUGAGAGUCUACUCAGCAGCAUAGGGAGACGUCUUCCUCACGUUCACGACGUCUCUUGGCGUCUGCAGUACCAAAUGAAGAACGGGCAGCUGGAUAAGAUCAAUGAGCCUUUCUACCUGAUAUCGCUGAACACCGAGAAUGAGGGGUCACCGGAGGAUGUCAACUUUACCUGCACAACCGAACAGCUGCAGGAUCUGGUGGCAAAGUUAAAAGACGCUGCUAAGAGUGUGGAGAAAGCCAGUCAGAUGUGACGCCCUGCAGCUACAAAACCUUCACUACACUUUUUUCCCCCUCAUUAUCUUUGUUUUGUUUAAAUGUGUUGGUUACGAUUUUGUACACGAGUAUUGGCGAGGAGAAUAAAAUCUCAUGUUUGACAAAUAAA